Penicillium odoratum is the source of this 1377-nucleotide messenger RNA. RefSeq lists its product as uncharacterized. The record is from RefSeq and is a predicted model, not a curated record. Lineage: Eukaryota; Fungi; Ascomycota; Eurotiomycetes; Eurotiales; Aspergillaceae. Bases 1 to 1377 code for a protein of 458 amino acids. Gene Ontology annotation, cellular component: nucleus; cytoplasm. The transcript has a single exon. Gene Ontology annotation, molecular function: protein serine/threonine phosphatase activity.
AUGUCAACUGCCGAUAAUGAGCUGCCUCCUACGGCUGCCGACCAGACCCCGGUUUUGAUACCAGAGGAAAGCGAGCUUGGCCAACCUAAUGACGUGAGCAUAGACAGGGCUACAGCGAUGAAAGAGGGCCAACCCACUCUGAGGGAGUUUUUAAAACAACAGCCAAACGACCUUCAGCAGGCUGAAGAAAUGGGAUCUGGCCAUACCACCGGGAACGUCACAGCUGACGAUGACGAUCUCGCAAUCAAAUUACCUAAAACCCCUCUUUCUAAUGUCUCAAGAAGGGAUAGUCACAAUACGGGCAACUUCAGCACGCACAGCAGCUCAGGCCCGCCAGUGACCAAUGUUCCAAAUACAUCGAACGAGAAGAUGAGUCACCUGAAUGAGGACUCCAGCCACAAACCAGAUAUUCCCUUGUCUGAAAAUUCGCCGCCCGGGGUUCCUGGAGCCACGAAAGAAUCUAUCUUGCGAAAAUAUAAUGAGCUCAACCUGGAAACAUUAAUCUGGGAUGAUUCUUCUCGAGACCGGACAAAUACAGAAAGAUCCACUAUAUUUGAUCUAGAUGGCAUGAUUUCACGAUUACUUAACGUGGGAAAAUCGAGGCCUGAGAAAAAUCUAUGUCUCAGCGAAAAUGACAUUCUAUCCAUUUGCUCGGCCGCCCGCAACCUGUUCCUUUCCCAGCCUAUUCUCCUAGAGCUAAAUGCUCCAAUUAAUAUCAUCGGGGACAUCCACGGUCAAUUUACGGACCUUCUUCGGUUAUUUGAGAUGUCUGGAUUUCCUCCUGCCGCAAACUAUCUGUUUCUAGGAGACUACGUUGACCGUGGAAAGCAAAGCUUGGAAACAAUACUUCUACUUCUGUGCUACAAGCUCAAAUACCCCGAAACUUUCUUUUUACUCCGGGGUAACCAUGAAUGUGCCAAUGUCUCUCGAAUCUACGGGUUUUAUGACGAGUGUAAGCGAAGAUCCAGUGUUAAGAUCUGGAAAACGUUUACCGAUGUUUUCAACUGUCUUCCAAUCGCUGCAGUUAUCGCUGAAAGGAUUUUCUGUGUGCAUGGAGGCCUUUCCCCAAAGCUUCUAGAUAUGAAUGACAUCCGAAACAUCGCUCGUCCUACGGAAGUGCCUGAUCAGGGUCUUUUGAACGAUCUCCUAUGGAGCGACCCCGCAAAUAUCAAAGACUGGGAACCUAACGAUGAUAGAGGUGUGAGUUGGUUCUUUGGAAGGAAGAUUGUAUCCAAUUUCCUGAAGCGUCACAACUUAGACCUUGUCUGCCGGGCGCACAUGGUGGUGGAAGGAGGAUAUGAGUUUUUUGGGGAGCGCAAUCUCGUUACGGUCUUCUCUGCACCAAAUGUGAGUCUUUGGCUUUUUCCCACUCGUUGA